Prunus persica (peach) is the source of this 1942-nucleotide messenger RNA. RefSeq names its product endoglucanase. Gene Ontology annotation, molecular function: hydrolase activity, hydrolyzing O-glycosyl compounds. Lineage: Eukaryota; Viridiplantae; Streptophyta; Magnoliopsida; Rosales; Rosaceae. Gene Ontology annotation, biological process: carbohydrate metabolic process. The transcript is spliced from 9 exons. The record is from RefSeq and is a predicted model, not a curated record.
UAUUAAUGACAUUCAUUCACAACCCCUGGCUUCUCUAUAAAUUCCAAGAAACAUACGCAUGGAAGCAAAAAUUCCAAGAAGCUCGAGUGCAUUGUCACAAGCAAGUUCCAAAAUGAAGCACGGUCUAGUAUUUGUGUGGGUUUUGGUCUUGUGGUGUGUGUUGGUUAACAUGGAUGGGCUAGCCCUAGCAAUGGAGGAUGAGACUGAAGGGUUGUCCUCCUCCCUAGCUGCUAAUUGUAACUACGGAGAUGCCCUUGGCAAAGCAUUAUUAUUCUUUGAAGGCCAACGUUCGGGGAAGUUGCCCACAGGCCAGCGAGUGACCUGGAGAGGAGACUCUGCAUGCACCGAUGGCACUCCUGAGAACGUGAACUUGGUGGGAGGAUACUAUGACGCAGGUGACAACGUCAAAUUUGGGUGGCCAAUGGCCUUUAGUGUCAGCUUGUUGAGUUGGGCUGCUGUGGAGUACCGGCAGCAGAUAUCUUCGACAAACCAGCUACCCUAUCUGCGAAAAGCAAUCCGCUGGGGCACAAACUUCAUACUGAAAGCUCACACUUCACCCACCACAUUCUAUACCCAGGUAGGAGAUGGAAAUGCGGAUCACCAGUGCUGGGAGCGCCCUGAAGACAUGGAUACACCACGAACGCUUUACAAGAUCACUUCUUCUUCUCCAGGCUCUGAGCCAGCAGCUGAGGCUGCUGCUGCCCUUGCUUCUGCUUCCAUUGUCUUCAAAGUGGCAAAUUCCAAAUAUUCUGCUACCCUCUUGAGCCAUUCCAAAUCACUGUUUGACUUGGCAGACCAACACAGAGCUUCUUACCAAGGCUAUUGCCCCUUUUACUGCUCUUACUCCGGCUAUCAGGAUGAGUUGUUAUGGGCGGCGGCUUGGCUAUACAAGGCAAGUGGAGACAUCAAGUACUUGAAUUAUGUGUUGACAAACCAAGGGUGGAGCCAAGCAGUGAAUGAGUUCAGUUGGGACAACAAAUUUGCUGGAGCUCAGACAUUACUGGCCAAGGAAUUUCAUCGUGGAAAGACGAAUUUGGCUAAGUUCAAGACCGAUGCCGAGUCAUUUGUAUGUGCACUGAUGCCAGGGAGCAGCUCUGUACAGAUUAGAACAACCCCAGGUGGACUUCUGUUUACUAGAGACAGUAGUCAUGGUGAUUCGAUCCACAAAUCAAGCUUUGAUUGGCGUUGACUGUGAUUUCCAACACACAUUGAUGGAGUCCAAUGUGGCUCUGCCUUUUUCUCUGCGUCCCAAAUCAGAGCCUUUGCAAAAACUCAGGUGGACUACAUUCUAGGAAAAAAUCCCAAGAAUAUGUCAUACAUGGUGGGCUUUGGUGCCAAAUACCCUACACACUUGCACCAUAGAGGUUCAUCCAUCCCUUCAAUGAAAGUCCACCCAACCAAGGUGGAUUGCGAUGGUGGCUACUCCAGCUAUUACUCAUCUCCCAAUCCAAACCCUAACACUCAUGUGGGUGCAGUUGUUGGGGGUCCAGAUGUAAAUGACCAGUUCGGGGAUGCAAGAUCAGACUAUUCUCACUCUGAACCUACAACUUAUAUGAAUGCUGCUUUUGUGGGUGCGGUGGCUGCUUUAGUUGGUCAAGGCAAUGCAGUGUGCUUGUGAAUUGCAACUUCUUCCCAAUUAUUAAUGUAAAAACUGAAUGUAAUAUAAAUAAAAUUCCACAUACUCAUCCAAGUGAUGAUAUGUCUAUUUAAUGAAUAAUAGGUGGUGUAUAUUGUAUCAACAUAAAUACACAAUUCAGUAAAUAUUAUUCUCAUUUUUCAACAUAUAGUAGCGUAGUUAGUAAGUUAAUACGACAAAAACAGAACCUCAAGUUUUAUAAGCUUUUUCACUAAUUUUAGGGAGCUGAUUACACUUCCUUUUUUGUUAUAGUAAUAACUAGUCAAAAACAAAAUAAAACGUAAGUAAACAAAAAAAGAGUAGAAA